Molecule: messenger RNA, 4419 nt
Organism: Paraphaeosphaeria sporulosa
Lineage: Eukaryota; Fungi; Ascomycota; Dothideomycetes; Pleosporales; Didymosphaeriaceae
Exons: 4
Coding region: 1-4419 (1472 amino acids)
Biological process (GO): protein phosphorylation
Cellular component (GO): cytoplasm
Molecular function (GO): ATP binding; protein serine/threonine kinase activity
Source: RefSeq, a predicted model, not a curated record
AUGGUCUCCCACCCCGGCAGCAGGGCGGCACACGCACACUCGGGCUCGCGCUCGUCGCAGCACAGCGCGCACGGCUCGGCCGGCCACCACAAGAAGGCCUCGUCGUCGUCCCACGGCCGCGCCCCGAGCCGAGACGGCAAGGCCAGCAGGGAGGGCACCGCGCAGCGCGCCGCCCAGGAUGUCGCGGGGCUCAAGGACUACCAGCUGGGCGAGCUGCUGGGCAAGGGCGCCCACGGCAGCGUCUUCCGCGCCCUCAACUGGGGCACCGGCGAGACGGUCGCCAUCAAGCAGGUCAAGCUCGAGACGCUGGGCCAGGCCGACCUCAAGACCAUCAUGCUCGAGAUCGACCUGCUCAAGAGCCUGACCCACCCCAACAUCGUCAAGUACAAGGGGUCCGUCAAGAGCGCCGAGAGCCUGUACAUCAUCCUCGAGUUCUGCGAGAACGGCUCGCUGCACAGCGUCUGCAAGAAGUUCGGCAAGUUCCCGGAGCCGCUCGUCGGCCUCUUCAUGUCCCAGGUCCUGCAGGGCCUGCAGUAUCUGCACGAGCAGGGUGUCAUCCACCGCGACAUCAAGGGCGCCAACAUCCUGACUACCAAGGAGGGCCUCGUCAAACUGGCAGACUUUGGCGUGGCAACCAAGCAGUCCGGCCUUGACGACCCGAGCGUCGUGGGCACCCCCUACUGGAUGGCGCCCGAGGUCAUCGAGAUGUCUGGAGCAACCACGGCCGCUGAUAUCUGGAGCGUGGGCUGCACCAUCAUCGAACUCAUCGACGGGAAGCCACCCUACCAUCACUUGCAGCCUAUGCAGGCCCUGUUCCGCAUCGUCAACGACGACCAUCCCCCGAUUCCGGGCAGCGUGUCCAAUGCCUUGCGCGACUUUCUCAUGGAGUGCUUCCAGAAGAAUGCCAACCUGCGCAUCGAUGCCAGACGCCUACUUCAGCACAAGUGGAUCUUGAGCACAAAGCGCACUGCACCUGACGUCGCUUCCAAAAGCCCCGAGUUCAACCAGGCCGUGAACCAGAUCCAGCAGUACAACGAGAGGCUCGAUUCGGAACCUGCCCUGCGUCGGACGUCGGCUGCCGCCCCACUGCCGCGCAGAGUCCCCGUGAAUGUCAAUCUGAACAUCCCAAGGCAGAGACCUAUCGCAGAGUCCUUUCGUUCACCAGAAAUCGACAAGGACGACAACUGGGACGAUGAUUUCGCCGAGAGCAUCUCGCCCCGUGCCUUCUACCAGCCGCUCUUGAAGCCCCAGGAUAACUUCGGUGGUCUCUUUUCAAGCGACAAGCUCAAAGCGAUUGCCAGUGUAAUGGAAGAGCCAUUACACAUGGACGGCGAUGCCACGGUGAAGAGCCCGCUUAAUCUGCACCAUCUGAGAGGCCUGCCGAGCGUAUUCGCCCAGGGCGACGUUGGGCGGACCCCGUCAGCAAGAGCCAGAUCAUCGACUUCACGGUCGACAUCCACGUCGACUAUCACGGAAGAACCGCCUGAGCGUCACGAAGGCCAGCCUAAAACAGCGUUUCUCCGCGGUGUACCCAAGUUGAUGCAACCACCGCGAACGCAGGCGUCCGUCUUCGCACGCCCUUCGCAAAUGUUCCGGGAGAAUUCAGUCGAAGACUACUCCGAUUUAACAGUCGCCGACGAGAGUGCGUUCGAGCUGAAGCUAAAGGCCAUGCAGAUUGCCAAUCCGCCUUCUGUGUUUCCCAGGGAUUCCUUGAGAGUGCCUUCGCCGGCAGAUACGUUUUCACCUAAGCUAUUCCAUCCUAAUGACCUGAAAACAGCACCCAAAUCCACAAGGGAUGCCAGAGCCAACGGCGCACGACAACGUUCCGUCUCAUCGACCUCAUCGCGGAAGAUGCAGCGGUCACAGUCUGAGAUUGAGAUGCUGAGAUAUGCGGAAGACGAUCGCGACGACUUCUCCGACGUUUUUGGCGACAUCAAGCCAAGCAGGGCGGAGAGCGAUAGUGGCUCAGAGCACAGCAGCAUGGCCAUGAUCACCUCCAAGAUGUCCUCAUCAUUUAUGCUUGCCGAUGACGACGACCUGGAUCCGUUCGCCAACAUGGACGAGGGCCUAGAGAACAUCAACAUGGAGAACAAUGUUGCACGCGACCGUGACGAUCGACUGACGAAGCAAACAGAGAUGCUUGUGGGCGACCUAAAAAUUAACCAGCCUGACGUCGAUUUGCUCAAGAUUGCCAAUCAGCUCCUGGAAGUGCUGUACGAAUCGCCCGAGAAACGCCAGAUUGUCCUUCGAUCCCACGGCAUGCUACCGAUACUAGAAAUCCUUAGGGAAAUACCGCCUAACGAACUGGUGUUGCCAUUGCUGAAGAUCAUCAACUUAAUCAUUCACGAGGAUGCCGAAUCGCAAGAAUCGCUGUCCAUGCUUGGUGGGAUCCCUACUAUUUGUACAUUUGCAUCGAAGAGAUACCCUAGCGAAAUUCGGAAAGAGGCUGCAGCUUUUGUGCGACAGAUGUACCAGACCAGUACGCUUACACUGCAGAUUUUCGUUGGCUGCGGUGGUAUCAACGUAUUGGUAGACUUCUUGGAGGAGGAUAUAGACGAAGAAAGAGACUUGGUACUCAUCGGUGUCAACGGCGUAUGGAAUGUAUUUGAGCUGCAGGGCUCCGCGCCGAAGAACGACUUCUGCCGGCUGUUGUCGCGGAACUCUGUUCUCUACCCACUCUCGCUGGUGUUGAACAGGGUUAUCAACGAGCGGGAUGAGGUUGCGCAGCUAAUUCAAGGUCGCAUCGUCAGCAUCUUCCUGAUUUUCUCGCAAGCGGAAAGCUUCGUGAAGGAGUUGGUGGCGGAUCGAAUGAUCCUAAAGCGAGUGUUGAAAGAUCUACCUAAAAUGCUUCCCGUACACCAAGUGACUAUGCUCAAAUUCAUCAAGAACCUCAGCAUGUUGUCUUCAACCCACGAGGCACUGCAAAACUCGAACGCGAUCGACACACUCAUCGAGCUGUUUAGGAACACGCAACAUCAAUUGAACCAUCGCGAGAUCUCAAAUCAAGUUUUGAAUACCAUGUACAACCUCUGCCGCCAUAACAAGAGCAGACAGGAAGAAGCGGCGUUAUCGGACAUUAUUCCUUUGCUCAAGGAAGUUGUGAACGGCGGUGGUCCGCUGAAAGAGUUUGCUUUGCCUAUACUAUGUGAGCUGGCACAUAGCGGGAAGGUCGCACGCAAGAUGCUCUGGGACGCGAAGGGGUUGCAGUUCUACAUCAGCAUGCUCUCUGAUCGCAAUUGGCAGGUCACAGCGCUGGAUGCGAUCUUUGUUUGGCUCCAGGAGGAAACCGCUCGUGUAGAGCAGUAUCUACUUUCGUCCAACUUCAGCACAGCCAUCAUAAGCUCUUACACCUCACCCGAGCUCUCGCAAUCCAACUUCGAGAACAUGCUCGAGCCCCUUCAGAAGCUCGUCCGCCUGUCACCACCGAUUGCAGCAUCGCUAGCCGUGCCGGACAUCUUCACUCGCACAGUGCAGAAGCUCGGCCACAAAGAUGCUGUCACCCGUCUGAACCUCCUCCGUAUCCUCCGGGACAUUUGCGAUUCCACCGAAGACGAAUGCACACUCAUUCGUCAGUUCGGCGUCUACGACACCAUCGUUCAUCUCUCCGAACACGACCACGCCGUCCUAGUCCGGCAGAUGGCCGGUGAGCUCGUCCGAGCCUGCGACUCUGUCUCCAAGCGCAGCACCUCCCGCGCAUCCGGCUUCCGCCGCCCAGCUUCUAGCUCAGGCACCCGCGCAGGAUCAGGCUCAAGCACCGGAUCCACGCUCGGGUCAGGCAUGACACCUCCCACCCCAAACAGCCUCAAAUCUGCAUUCGCAGUUCCACCCGUGCCGCCCAUGCCGCCCACACCCACUCUCCUUGGUAGCGGCCGCGAGCGCAUCACAAGAAGCCAUUCCACGGCCGGCAUCUGGGAUCUGCAAGAAGAACCCUCCCCGAAGCCGCCAUCCCUCGUCCGCGCCUCGACCACCGUCAACGUCCUUUCCCCAGCUAUGGCGUCCUCUCCUAUCACGCUAAGCGCGCGCACCCCGCACUCCAGCCGCCCGCCCUCCCGCGACACCACGUCCCUCGCCCGCGUCGCCUCUCACGAGAAAGACAGCCCCAUCACGCCGGGGAAAUCGCGCCUGCCCAAGGCGCGUCAGGGCCGCCUCUCGGAGGCGGUGAGUCGUCGGCGGCAGAGCCAGGCUAGCCAGGGCGGCGGGACGGGCGAGGAAAACGUUACCCCCAGCCACGGUUCAGGUAGUGGGAAUGGAAGUGGGAGUGGCAGUGCGGCUGCGACGCCGCUGCCACGCCUGCAGAUUGUGAGACGCAGGAGGGAGACGAGUGGGGGGGAGAUGAGCACGUUUGGACCUGAUGGCGUGGGGCCGGUUAGGCCGGGGAGUAGUCGACGCGCACCAGGGGCGGGGGCGGGACAGGAGUAG